GGAUCCUGCUGCUGCUUCGGAGUCGAGCAACAAUCAGGCUGAGGCAAACACGAGGUAAGAACUGGAAGUUUGCAGGGCUGAUAUAGGAUGUAGACGCAAAUGAGCAGAAGUAAAGAGAGUAACUGUGGUCACAGAGAAAUGCACGAUUCACAAAUGAAGAGAGAGGAGGGCGACAAGAAGGAGAAGGCAGAAGAGGAGGUGGUGCACCUUCGGAGGGAGAUCAGCCUGCUGCCUGCCGUGUCCUUCAUCAUCGGCACGGUGGUGGGCAGUGGGAUCUUCAUCGCGCCCAAGGGGGUCCUGAUGAACAGUGGCAGCGUGGGGCUCUCUCUGCUGGUGUGGGCGCUGUGUGGGGUCCUGUCCUUGUUUGGGGCCCUGUGCUAUGCUGAACUGGGCACCAGCUUUACAAAAUCAGGAGGCCACUACACUUACUUACUGGAGACACUGGGGCCGCUGCCAGCCUUUUUACGACUCUGGGUUGAAUUCUUAUUCAUCAGGCCGGCUGUGGCUUCCUAUGUGUCCCUGGCUUUCGGACGCUAUGUGGUGGAGCCGUUCUUUGCACCUUGCGCUGCUCCCACGGCGCUAAUCAAGCUCGUCAGCGUCAUCGGCCUGACGUUUAUCGUGGCAGUCAACUGCUGGAGUGUGACCAUGGCCUCUCGCACUCAGGUCACCUUGACCUUCAUCAAGACGUUUGCUCUGGUCCUCAUCAUCAUCCCUGGUGUCAUCGCUCUGGCCAAAGGUAAAACAGAGAAUUUCCAGAAUGGCUUCGAGGUCGACUCUUUAACAUUGGAUAGGUUGCCACUGGCCUUCUAUAAUGGCCUGUACGCCUACGGUGGAUGGUUUUACCUGAACUUUGUCACAGAAGAAGUCAUAAACCCUAACAGAACCAUCCCGCUGGCCAUAAUCUGCUCCAUGGUGACGGUGACAGUCUUUUACGUGCUUGUUAACGUGGCCUACUACACCAUGAUGACCCCGGCCGAGCUGCUCCUGUCUGACGCUGUGGCCGUGACGUUCGCAAACCGCGCUCUCCAGGGACUGGCAUCCGUGAUUCCCAUUCUUGUGGCUCUGUCCUGCCUUGGAGCGCUUAACGGCGGCUUCUUCGGGGCACCCAGGAUGCUGUUUGUGGGAGCCAGGGAGGGUCACUGGCCUCCAAUCUUUUCCAUGAUUCACAUCCGCAGACAAACACCUUUGCCAGCUGUGCUGCUCCUGUACCCCUUGGUGGUGCUGAUGUUAAUCACCGGAGAGAUCUACCAGCUCAUCAACUUUGCCUCCUUUGCCCGCUGGUUCUUCAUCGCCUUGGCGACCUUGGGGAUGCUCAUCCAUCGAUAUCGCUUCCCCCUCCACCCAAGACCUUUCAAGGUGCCCCUGGCCAUCGCCGUCACCUUCACCGUGGUUUGCUUCUUCAUCGUGGGUCUGUCUCUGUACUCGGACCCCUGGAACACAGGGCGGAGCUGCGCCCUCACGCUGACCGGGGUCCCUGUUUACUACGUGACCGUCGCCCGGUUUCGCCUGCCCAAUCGAUGGAGACGCAUCUUCAACUACUGCAGCAAGCAGCUGCAGAUCCUUCUGGAAGUGGCUCAACAGGAAGUCCAGACAUACUGAAGACCCCUCCUCCUACAGACUCCCUGGAAUCCACCUCAACAACUCUGACAACCCUUUUUCAUUUACACUUUAAACCGGUGUGUCCAUUUUGAUACCGAGGUGCGAGAAGCAACUAUGCUGGCAACAGGUGGCAUAUCUGACUGCUGUGUAGAAUUCUUAGAAAAUAGGAUUUUAAGACUUAAGCUUAUGUUGGGUAUUUCUGCACUGGAAUAGAAGGUAAUUUUAUCUAUCACUAUCAUUUCUAAUGAACAUCUGAAGUUCUGCUCUGCUCAUUUUUUACAAAGUUCUGUUAGAAUCAAUAAAGUCAUUUUUGAAUCAGAGACAAUCUGUCAAUGGUUUCAACGUUUAUUCACAUAUAAAUAAAA
Molecule: messenger RNA, 1964 nt
Organism: Chelmon rostratus (copperband butterflyfish)
Lineage: Eukaryota; Metazoa; Chordata; Actinopteri; Chaetodontiformes; Chaetodontidae
Product: cystine/glutamate transporter
Exons: 12
Coding region: 100-1599 (499 amino acids)
Biological process (GO): amino acid transmembrane transport
Cellular component (GO): membrane
Molecular function (GO): L-amino acid transmembrane transporter activity
Source: RefSeq, a predicted model, not a curated record